UAUCUGAAAUAAAAUAAAUAAGCUAAAUAAAGGAAUAAAUAAACAAGCAGCUAAAGGGUCACACAUUGAUGUAAUGCCCUGGACUGUAACUUUCCAGCCCUAGGAGGACCACCUGCGCAGGGAUCGAUGGGACUUGUAGUUCCCAACUGCGCUCAACAGCUGAGUGACGGGUGAGACCGGAAGCGGUGUAGGCCAGGACAGGAAGUUGUCUGUUGUCAAUGGCAACCAGUAGUAAGCGCGUUCCCUGAGAAGUAAAGAUGCCGAUCAUAGUGAAGGACUAUACAUGGCAGCAGAGCGACAAGGAGAUCUUUAUAUCGGUGCCGCUGAAGGGAACCGCGGCGGGGCACAGCAGUGUAAUGUGCACGGAGCGCUAUAUCAAGGCAAGUUUCCCACCUUUCCUGUGUGAAGUUUUUCUCUUUGCCCCAAUUGAUGUAGACAGAAGCGUCACAAAGAUUGGAAAUGGAAUCAUUCUGUUUACUCUGUACAAGCAAGAGCCCUGUGUCUGGGAUUCCCUCUGCCUGGCUAAUGUCACUAAGGAGACAAUGCAAAAACUUAGAGAGGACGCCAUUGUGAGAAUGCAGGAGAAAACCAAGGAAGAUGCUCAGUCCAAAGCUGUGAAAAAAAGGGAAAAUGAAAAAUAUUCUCUUGAGGUCAUGAUGAAGAUCGAUGAAGACGAAAGAAAGCGAAUAGAGCUUGUAAAAGAGGAGGAGAGACGGAAGGCAAGCGAGGAACUAGAAAAGUUUAAAGAGCAACAGAGAAUAGAAGAGGAAAAGAGGAAAAUACAGAGGGAGCAAAAGAGAAAGGAGGAAGAAAAGAAGAGGAAUUCUUUAAAUAAAUCUAUGUUCUCACAUUCUCCCCAACCCUGCAUACAAGAAAAACACAAGAUUGAAAAGUCUGUGCCUCCCACAAGGAAAUGUGGCAGCAUCCAGAUCCAUUUCACCCCUCGAGUAUUCCCUACUGCUCUCAGGGAAUCUCGGCUGGCAGAAGAGGAAGAGUGGUUACAGAAGCAAGCAGAAUCCCGCAGAGCCAUUAACACCGACAGCCUUGACCUUCAAGAUUUAAAAGAAGAAGAGAAAAACCCAGAGUGGCUAAAGGACAAAGGAAAUAAACUAUUUGCUGCUGGCGACUAUUUAGCAGCUGUAAACGCCUUGAACCUUGCAAUACGGUUAAAUGACAAGAUGCCAACCAUGUAUCUCAAUCGAUCAGCCUGCCACCUUAAAUUAAGAAACCUCCAUAAAGCCAUUGAAGACGCCUCUAAGGCAUUGGAGCUGCUCACUCCACCGGUUCCUGACAACGCAUCAGCCAGGCUUAAGGCUUAUGUAAGACGUGGCACUGCCUUCUGCAACCUGGAACUCUAUGUCGAAGGUCUACAGGACUAUGAAGCUGCCCUCAAGAUUGACCCUGCCAACGUAAAUGUGAAAUCUGAUGCUGAGAAGAUAAGACAGAUCAUCCAGGGCACCAGUUUAGUUCCUGAAUGAAUGAACAUACACUCAUCGGUUUACUUGUCAUGCUUCCUCCACCUGUACAUUUAUACAAAGUGCCUAAUAUGUGUUCAUAUUUAUCAUGUAACUACUUGUUUUACUAUGCACCGGUCAGCUAUAAUAUUGAAACCAUGGUAGGUGUUCACACUGGUGUGGUUCUCUAUGGCGGCCAUUGUUUUUAUGAUGCUUUGUCUGUGGGGUGGUGUCAUUCAUAUUCACGACGGGGAGCGAGGUAAGAGACAUCCCUCCAUCUUUGCAGUUGAUCGUGAUGAUUUUGUCGCAGUUGUACAAUCAGCCCACUGAGCUAACUGGCAAUGCUAUUUCCUGCAUUUAGAUGUCAUGAUCAACUUUGAUCACAGCAUCUAAAGGGUUAAUGCCAGACAUCAGCACAAUCGGCAAGGUCUGGCAUUAGGCUCUGCUGAAGCAUACUGAGCUCCCUAAGUGCGCUUCUUACAGCGGGAGGUGGCAAUAGAUGUGGUCACUCUGGGAGAAAAAAAUACAUAGCUAUAGAAGGGGUGCUAGUCACAUACCUUUUAACAGCAUGGCGUUCACCCCUCCUUCCUGUUAUAGGGCUUUGUAGCUCCCUCUAUCAAGGAAAUUCAUCUGAGGGGGGCAGGAAACCUCAUUAUAAUAUGUGCUAUGUUCCGUGUGGUGACUUAAAGGGGUACUCCACCCCUAGACAUCUUAUC
Messenger RNA from Hyla sarda, 2170 nucleotides. It is a transcript of the gene DNAAF4, whose product is annotated as dynein axonemal assembly factor 4. The coding region runs from base 258 to 1478 and encodes 406 amino acids. The record is from RefSeq and is a predicted model, not a curated record. NCBI's taxonomy places the organism in Eukaryota, Metazoa, Chordata, Amphibia, Anura, Hylidae. The transcript is spliced from 9 exons. Gene Ontology annotation, molecular function: nuclear estrogen receptor binding. Gene Ontology annotation, biological process: cilium movement; heart development; inner dynein arm assembly.